AUGGCGUUGUCCGAAUUCACCUUUCAAUACGUAGCUCAGAAAUCGGUCAAGGGUCAGGCAUUGGCCGAUUUCCUAGCUCAUCACCCGGCCCAGGGGCAAGAGGAGGAAUUGGAGGUCGAGAUCGGUAUGGCCCACAUGGAAAAGAAUUAUUGGACCAUGCACUUCGACGGCUCCAGUACCGAGGCCAGGUCAGGAGCCGGAGUUGUGAUUGAAUCUCCCCAAGGGCAAAAAUGGCAGUUCGCAUUCCAACUCGACUUCAGAUGCACUAAUAAUCAGGCCGAGUACGAAGCGCUCAUCAUCGGUCUCGAGAUUUUGAAGGAAAUGAAGGCAACCCGUGUUUUGGUCCACGGUGAUUCUCAGCUGGUGAUUAACCAACUGACUGGGGAAUACCAAUGCACGAGCGAGAAUUUGGCCAUGUAUUAUGUGACGGCCCUCAACACGGCCGAUGGAUUCUCUAGAAUUUCCUUUGUUCAUGUACCACGCGCCGAAAACGGUGAGGCCAACGAGAUGGCCCAGGUAGCGUCAGGCGUAAACAUCCCGAACACUGACCAUGAUCGCGUGAUAAGGUCAGAUGCACUAAUAAUCAGGCCGAGUACGAAGCGCUCAUCAUCGGUCUCGAGAUUUUGA
Messenger RNA from Prunus avium (sweet cherry), 627 nucleotides. Lineage: Eukaryota; Viridiplantae; Streptophyta; Magnoliopsida; Rosales; Rosaceae. The record is from RefSeq and is a predicted model, not a curated record.